Molecule: messenger RNA, 366 nt
Organism: Bipolaris oryzae ATCC 44560
Lineage: Eukaryota; Fungi; Ascomycota; Dothideomycetes; Pleosporales; Pleosporaceae
Exons: 1
Source: RefSeq, a predicted model, not a curated record
GUCGAAGCUGCGUUGCAAACUAUUAAUCAGGCGCCUAUUGAAUCGCUGCUUGUGGAUAUUCGCCAGCUUUGCGAAGCAAACUCUGCGAUCGCAAAGGCAAUUUGUUCUCUAAGCUUAAGUUUGUACGAAGAGACCGGGCAAUUUAAACCUCAGUUUAACGGUAUAGGCGACUGCGCUAGUGCUCAGGCUAAGCCUCCACCCAUUUCGGAAAUCAACAACACGCAAGGCAGUGACCAGGUAACGCUGCACCAGUACAGGUCUAGACAUGGCUUACCGGAGCAUGCAGUUGUGAGGCUUGCACAGUACUGGAUUAAGAAGAGACUAGCGGGAACUAGUCUACUUAAUAUUGUAGAUGAAAAUAGGGUG